AUGAACACGGCGUCAAUAGAUCCAUCACAAUCUGGGAAUCAGCAGCUCAUAUCUUCCCUGGAGCAGGCAGCAACCGCAGUGGACAGACUAAAGCUGCUGCCGAACGAUUCAGACCACAAAUAUGACUUCAACAACCCUCCAAGACCCGACGCGGUGACGACUGGUGAUGGUGGACAUACUGUGAAGGCCGACAGGAAGGACUUUCCAGCCUUGAUCGGAACUGGCGUUUCGAUGACUGUUGGGUUUAUUGGUCCUUGCGGAUUCAACACUCCUCACACGCAUCCAAGAUCUGCGGAGAUAAACAUCAUCGUAGAAGGGACUCUGGGCACAGAGUACAUUGCUGAAAACGGCGCCACAGUCAUUCGCAACGAACUUUCGCAGUAUCAAAUGACGGUCUUUCCUCAAGGAGCAAUCCAUGCAGAGUUCAAUCCGAACUGCGAUCCGGCUGUAUUCGUUGCUGGCUUUGCUUCAGAAGAUCCAGGAGUUCAGCAAAGCGCGCAAAGACUUUUCGACUUGGACAACGACCUGCUGCAAGCAGUGUUCAAGAAUGACUUCACGUUUGAUGGCAGAGAUAUCGAUACGUUCCGAGGCUUAAUCCCGAAGAACGUUGCGAUGAGCGUUGAGCAGUGUCUGCAAAAGUGCAAUAUCAGAAAGCGGUAG
This is a messenger RNA of Cyphellophora attinorum, 660 nucleotides long. Its product is annotated as Spherulin-1B. The coding region runs from base 1 to 660 and encodes 219 amino acids. Gene Ontology annotation, molecular function: manganese ion binding. NCBI's taxonomy places the organism in Eukaryota, Fungi, Ascomycota, Eurotiomycetes, Chaetothyriales, Cyphellophoraceae. Gene Ontology annotation, cellular component: cell wall. The record is from RefSeq and is a predicted model, not a curated record. The transcript is spliced from 3 exons.